This is a messenger RNA of Symbiodinium sp. CCMP2592, 2987 nucleotides long. NCBI's taxonomy places the organism in Eukaryota, Dinophyceae, Suessiales, Symbiodiniaceae. The record is from the annotation of a GenBank genome assembly.
AUGCGCCAACAGCAGCCUUUGCCUUCGCCGCAGAGACCAACUUCGGUGGGAGCCUCAGAGAAAGCGCCAGGUGCUUUGCUUUGGCCCCAUGUCUCUCGGAUCCUAACCUCCGAGGGCCGGCGGGGAGUCUGCCAGUGUGGCGCCUUCUGUGCGUGCGCGGCCGCACUUCUGUCUGCCAUCGGAGCGUCUGUGGCCAUCGCCCUCGCCGGGGAUGGUGCCGGGAACGGGCCCACUCCCUUCGCGGAGCCUUACAAGUGCGACAGCGAUCUCUUCCUGUCGCACGUGGUUAAAGCAGAUCACAAAGGCCUGGCUAUAGACGACACAACCUUUCAGAAAUGUUCUGGUGGCAUCCCAAGAGUUUGGCCCAACACGCAGGAAAAGCUGACGUCCAUCCGGCUCUUCAAAGCUUGGGACAUGGCCUGGCCUGAUGGCGCUCGGGAAGAGGCUUGGGCGCAGCUGCUGGAUGUUGUGAAAGCCAACGGCAUCAAGGUCCUCAUGGGAACGCAGAUCACCUGCGACGAGGCGGAUGACGACAGAGACUGGCGCUUGGUCAAGGAGCUUUUGCAGAAGCUGGGCCGCGACCAUGUCAUGGGAGUCGCUGUGGGGAACGAGUUAGAGCUUCUCUAUCAGAAGGACUACGCCACGCAGAGCUGCAUCCGCCGGCUCUGGGGCGGCGGUGAAUUCUGGCGCAAGCUCACGCAGAGAGCUGCGGAUCUGGAUGCGAUGGCCGGCUUCUCAGACGUGCCGCUGACAUCCGUCUUCGGCGCUGCCAUCUUCGCCGGCCAGCCCUUCGUAGAAAAUGUCAACGCGACUGUCCAGACGCUGUACCGGGACGCUGUGGCCAAGUUUGGCAAGCGCUGGGUCUUUACUUUGAACAUCUACCCGUACUUCGACCCGAACAAUGCGCUGGAUCCUGGCUCCUCUACCAAGUGCACACAGGCACUGUCGACCUCAACCUGCUUCAGCGACCCCACAUGCAGAUUGCCAGCGAUGGUCAAAGACAUGCGCGAAAGGAUGCUGUCGCUGUCGGGCAGUUCCUCACACCUUCUCUGGCUUGGGGAGACGGGCUGGAGUUCUCCCCAGGCGAGCACCCUGUCGGGCAAGCCGAUGGCUGCCUGCACCGCUUUCUCCGGCAUUAGCUCCUUUCGUAAAUAUUACAGCAACUUCCUGAAAUGGGAUCUCACCGUGGAUGCGAGCAGCCGGGGGCCGGACCGAGGGUGGCUCAAUCACAACUUGCUCAUGGCAUUUCGGCACAUUCAGAAGCACCUAGGGCGGGCAGCGUGGAUGGAGUUUCGUUUUGCAACCUCUGGUCUCACCUUGUCGUGCAGAAAAGUAAAGCCGGACAGCGUCAGCGUCUUGUUGGAUGAUGAGAACGCCGAGGAAGCGACAGAUGACGAUGAUGAGUUCACUCAGCUUGUGGAGCGCACCCUGCAGGUGGAGCUCUCGCCCAAGGAGCUCGAUGGGUACUGGCAGGACCUUUGCCCUGGCAACGGCCCCCAGCGGAUCAGCUUCGAAGAGUGGUUUGGCUGGGUUCGUCGCAACUACCUCCCCUUCCAGGAGCUCACUGUUGACGUGCCCGUUCCUGAAAGCUACGAGCUGAUCACGAGUGCCGUCGGCGUGGCCCUGGCAAUCUACGUGUUGGGUCAGUUCGAUGCCAUUGCCUCGAGCUUCCGCGGGUUUUCUGGCACGCCGCUGACGCUGUGGGCUCCACCCCUAGGCUCCGUGGUCGUGCUUCUCUUUGGCCCCGGACUCCAGGGCCGGCGCGGGGCGAUCAGUGACACGGAGGCUGUACGAACUGUGCUGGUGGCCUGCGUUGGCUGCGCUUUCUGCGCCAUGCUGGCCAUCUACAGCUUCGGUGGCGACCAGCCUGCAAUAACCCGGGCAGCAGCAGCGAGCGGCUCCCUACUUUGGAUGCGCUCCACACGGAGCCUCUUCGCCCCUGCCGGGGCCUUCGCUUGCCUGGCGGUGGACCAGGCCCUCCCGCGGCUGCCUCCCGUUAGGGACUGGCAGUGGGUUGCCGAGGGUGUGCAGCUUAUCGUCGUUCCGGCCAUUGUCGGAUCCCUGUUCCUCUUCGCUGCGCAGUCAGCGGCUGUUUUCCUGAGGAGCAAGUUUGCAUGGCAGGAGGCGCUCUCCAUUCAGGACACUUGGCUGGUCGGAGAGCUUCGCUCGGCCUUUCCUUCCUUGCCGAAGCGAGAGCUCUCGAAGCUCUUGAGAGAAGCAGAGGAGGUCUACUACAAGCCCCGCUCUGUUCUGACGGACCAGGGGGAGGUGAACCCCUACAUCUGGCUCGUCAUUUCGGGAAGCCUCGUUGUGGAGGUGAGCGGUCAGGUGGCUUCCACCUUGGAGCGCAAGGCCAUCAUCGGAGAGGUGACCUUCCUGGACCCCAAGGACAAGCUCGCGACAGCCACAGUCUACGCAAACACGGGUGGGGCACGAACUCUCCGUUGGUCCCAGGACCGGCUGCGUGAGUUCUGCGAGGAGGAGACUGCCGUAGGCGAGAAGGUCAUGGCCGCCAUAUCGGAGGAGCUCAUUGAAAAGAUGGUCCGUGGUCGGGGAGCCGGCCGGCGUUCUCCCGAGGAGUCCGUGAGACUCCUGGCGCAGCUGCGGAAGGCUUUCCCUCAGCUUGGCAUGGCGGAGGUGCCGCGGUUCCUCAAAGUGGCCGACAGCGUCACCUAUUCGGAGGGUAACUGCCUGACCACACAGGGGGUCGAGAACCGCUUCCUCUGGCUGGUCCUAUCGGGAUCCCUGAGUGUCAAUGUCAACUCUCAGACCGUGGCUCAGCUGUCCGACGGCGCCCUCAUCGGCGAGGCCACCUUCCUCGGCUUCGCGGCCGAGAGCUUGGCUUCGGCGACGGUCCGGGUGGACGAGGAAGAGGGUGUGCAGACAUUGCGCUGGUCGCAGGACAGUCUGCGUUCGCUGUUGGUGGAGGAUGCCGGGCUUCGAGACAAGCUAAUGCCUGCCUUUUCGGACGAGCUUCUGCGACACAU